Prunus avium (sweet cherry) is the source of this 789-nucleotide messenger RNA. Its product is annotated as Translation initiation factor SUI1 family protein. Gene Ontology annotation, molecular function: translation initiation factor activity. Gene Ontology annotation, biological process: translational initiation. The record is from RefSeq and is a predicted model, not a curated record. Lineage: Eukaryota; Viridiplantae; Streptophyta; Magnoliopsida; Rosales; Rosaceae.
CUGUGGUUGAGGCGAUACCGCCAACAGCCCUCCACGCCUAUAUAGAAGGACCCGAAGGCUCUCUAGUUUCCAUCCUCGUCUCCAAAGCUGCUUGUCUUUUCGGGUAAGGUUCCCCAACAACGCCUUACCCUUUUCAACUUUCAUUCUUCUGCUCAAUUCGUUUAGAUUUUUAAUCCAAACAAAAGUACAUAUAUGGUUGAACUAGACGUCCAGAUCCCAACUGCUUUUGACCCGUUUGCCGAAGCCAAAGACGCGGAUGCCCCCGGAGCCAAGGAGUAUGUGCAUAUCCGGGUGCAGCAGAGAAAUGGAAAGAAGUGCCUGACAACAGUUCAAGGGCUGAAGAAAGACUUCAGCUACGAGAAGAUCCUCAAGGAUCUGAAAAAAGAGUUCUGCUGCAACGGCAAUGUUGUCCAGGACAAAGAGCUUGGCAAGAUAAUUCAGCUCCAAGGUGAUCAACGCAAGAACGUGCUUCAGUUUCUUGUUCAGGCCAAGAUUGUGAAGAAGGAGCAGAUAAAGAUGCAUGGUUUUUGAAGACUUGGGGUUUGGAAAUUGGAGGGAGGGGGCUUAAAAUUUGAUUAGUUUUGCUACCCUUGUUUUAUGUGCUAGCUCUCCUAAUAGUCCCUGCACUGGCUCUGGGAAAUCUGUAAUAACAGAAGAUGUGUCUAUAUACAUGUGGAAUUUAUAGACUUCUCUCCUUGUUGGAGUAAUUCUGUGCUUGGUCUUUUUUUGCUUUCUCUUUUGUUGUUGAUGGUGAUUUCUGUUGAAUGUUAUGGGACUUCAUUUUUCAUC